AUGGCUCGGGAUAAAAUGUUUGAUCCUGCUUUUCAAAAAGCUUUCACUGAAGCUAUUUUGAAAGAAAAACAGACGCGAAUGAAAUGGCAUCAACAGUACGGCAAAGUCUUUGACAAGUCAAAAGCUGUCGAUUGGGACGAGGAUCCUGACGAGGCUUGCGAGUCACUCCCAGAAGACCGUCCGUGCCUGUAUGAGCCCCACGAUGGACCGAAAUUGCCUUCUGCAGAAGAUAGAGCGUGGCCUGCUUCUACAGCUCCUAUAUCUGAUACCAUACCUCGCAUCGCACAGCCUCCUGUAGUAAUGAAACCUGUGUCUGCCAAAAGCAGGAAAUAUCUUUACCAAGGUCUGAGCCACGAUGGAGAAGGCCGCGCACAGUACCUACAGAACCGAUACCAGGACAGUCCCGAGAAGAGAUAUUACUAUCCCAUUUGCAGUUCUUGGGAAUACGGAUGGACAUACGGUCAGAACCAGGAUCUAAGCUGUCCCAAGCAUGGAAGAAGAAACGGGUGA
Uloborus diversus is the source of this 510-nucleotide messenger RNA. RefSeq names its product protein ATP6V1FNB-like. Bases 1 to 510 code for a protein of 169 amino acids. Lineage: Eukaryota; Metazoa; Arthropoda; Arachnida; Araneae; Uloboridae. The record is from RefSeq and is a predicted model, not a curated record. The transcript has 3 exons.